AUGGUAGCUCUUUACUUGCAACAACGCAUUUCAUUCGGCGCGUGUUUGGAGUCUUUCUCGUACAACAAAGACGACCUUUUACUUGGCAAUGGCUUAAUGCUGGUUGAGCUAAGGUGGCACUUGGAACAAGAUUGUGAACAAGAGGCUGAUGAUGGUAUAUUUUUACAAGCAUGUGGAUCAGCAAAGUGUGGAUCAGCAAAGAGUGGAUUAAUCAAGAACCAAGACCAUACUUCAAGGAUGGCCUAUGCUGCUGAGGCUUCUUGUGGAUUGAUGGUGCUCACUGGCCAGUUGAUCGGGGUAGUCUAA
Molecule: messenger RNA, 306 nt
Organism: Lichtheimia ornata
Lineage: Eukaryota; Fungi; Mucoromycota; Mucoromycetes; Mucorales; Lichtheimiaceae
Exons: 3
Coding region: 1-306 (101 amino acids)
Source: RefSeq, a predicted model, not a curated record